Molecule: messenger RNA, 4296 nt
Organism: Gigantopelta aegis
Lineage: Eukaryota; Metazoa; Mollusca; Gastropoda; Neomphalida; Peltospiridae
Product: NFX1-type zinc finger-containing protein 1-like
Exons: 2
Coding region: 498-3989 (1163 amino acids)
Biological process (GO): regulatory ncRNA-mediated heterochromatin formation
Cellular component (GO): nucleus; nuclear RNA-directed RNA polymerase complex
Molecular function (GO): zinc ion binding; helicase activity
Source: RefSeq, a predicted model, not a curated record
CCUAAAUACCUUGAAAUGAUAGAUACAGUCUCUUUUAACUGUUUACUUCAAUAUGAAUCUGUCGGUACUGCCGAGAAAUAUGACAGCGUUUGCAUUACAGACCUUAAACAGUGGCCGAUGUCUGAUGAAUUAGGACUUGAUGAAUCUCAGUAUGAGGCACUGCAGAUGGCACUCACAAAGGACGUUGCUCUUAUCCAAGGCCCACCAGGCACUGGGAAAACAUUUAUGGGCAUUCGUCUCGCAGAAUUUCUUUUAUCAAAUCGUCACCUAUGGAGGGAAUCAGAUAGAAACUUACCAAGACCUUUGUUGCUCAUUAGCUAUACCAACCAUGCAUUAGACCAGUUUCUCGGUGCCUUGAUGAAACACCAGCAUUACAAGGAGUGUUACCAUUUUGUAUUGUGCGAGUAGGUUCUCGAUGUGAAAAUGAGAAACUUGAACAAUACAACAUAAGGGAGCACAGACGGGCAUCAUUCAAAUUUAGAGACCAUCGCAGGACAAUGAACAAUCAUAAUGAAUCAUAUGAGUUUAACAAUCGCAUGAUUAAGCAAUACCAGAAUGGUCUUGUUCAUGAAGAUACUUUGAGUACAGUAAUGUCAUACAGACAUUAUGAACUGCUUACUAAUGGGUGGAUUCCUAAAGAUAGAUGUCCAGACAAUGGAACACGGCUCCUGAUUUGGCUGGAUGUCAAAGUGAGUCAACCAACUGGCAAUAUUGCAAAAGGGAUGACAGAUGACAUUUUCUGGACUGAAGAAGAUUUAUUUGAAGAAGAUAAAGAAAGACUGCUGGACAUUUCUGAUGACAUGGAGAAUGAUGAAGAUCAAAACAACAUUCCCAAAAUGGCACUCAAUGAGAUGACUUUGGUGUCAGAAAAAUACUGGCAAAACGUGCCAAGCAAUGAAAGACUAAAACUAUUCAUUAGUGUGGUUAACACUGUAAAUACAAAUGACAAAAUGUCUUCUGUUGAAGAAUAUUCAGUUAUUAAUAUAUGGCAGCUUGAUGUUCCCCAAAGAUGGAGACUUUAUCGUCACUGGAUUUGGAAUGCCACAAGUAAGUACAGGACUGCCGUCUCUGAAGCAGAAUUUGAAUUAGAAGAGUCAUGUCAACUCGACAAAGAGGUCAGAGCUGCAUUGGAUGUUCAGAUCAUGAGGGAAGCACGUGUAGUAGCCAUGACAACUACAGGCGCAGCACAAUAUUCUUCUGCACUGCAGAUUGUUGCUCCAGCUGUGGUUAUAGUAGAAGAAGCUGCCCAGGUGGCUGAGCCACAUGUUAUUGGCGCUUUGUCUCAGUCGUGUCAACAUUUAAUUAUGAUUGGCGACCAUCAACAACUGCAGCCGUCAUACAAUGACUUCCAGCUCUGUAAAAAAUAUAAGACAGAUGUCUCAUUGUUUGAGAGGUGGAUCAGAAGUGGAAUGGAAUACAAACAGUUGCAGCUUCAGCAUCGGAUGCGUCCUGAAAUAUCUUCCUUAUUGAAACCGCACAUCUACAAGACUCUGGAUGAUCAUGAUUCUGUGUUUGAAUAUAAGAACAUUCGUGGCAUGGCAACAAAUUUAUUUUUCCUUGACCACGAUCAUCUGGAAGACCAUAGUGAAGGAUCUCUGAGCCACAGGAAUCAGCAUGAAGCCAAAAUGAUAACAAAACUGUACCGACAUUUAAUACUUCAAUGCUACUCGCCAGACGAUAUCACUAUACUCACUCCCUACAAAGACCAAGUCUAUCUUCUUAAAGGUAUAAUUCAAGAGAUGGAGCAAAAUGAUCCAGUUUUGCAGAGAACAUUUCCUUCUGAAGAAAGGAAAAAGGUAAGAAUCACAGCUGUUGACAACUAUCAAGGGGAAGAAAACAAGAUAAUCCUGAUAUCUUUAGUUCGCAGCAAUAGGAAUAAAAACAUUGGUUACUUGUCGAGAGCCAAUCGAAUAUGUGUCAUUCUUUCUAGAGCUCGUGAAGGUCUGUAUAUCAUUGGCAACAUGAACAUGCUGAAGGAGAAAUCUACCCUUUGGGGGGAGGUCUUGCUGAAAGCAGAAGAAACUCAAAAUAUUGGGAAAAUUUUGAAGUUGAAAUGUGAGAAGCAUAAGGUAGAGAUUGCUGUGGAAAAGCCCGAGGACUUUGCCAAGAUUGCAGACGGAGGUUGCAACCAGGCUUGUGAAACCAGACUAGAGUGUGGUCAUGCAUGCAGUCGGAAAUGCCACAUCAGUGAUAAAAGUCACAAGCUGCCUUGCAAAAAGCAGUGCUCAAAAGUGUGCCCCAGAGGACACCUCUGUCAAAAAGAGUGUCAUGAAAAAUGUGGUGACUGCAAAGAAAAGGUGAUGGUUGAACUUGAGUCAUGUGGACACACACAGGAAAUCCUUUGUUAUAGAGACCCACGCAGUGAACAGUGCAAAGAACGGUGUACAAAGAAGUUAGACUGUGGUCACGUAUGUCAAAGAAAAUGUGGAGAACGAUGCAAUACACCAUCUAAUUGCAUGGAAUUGGUUAAGAUUGAUGCAAGAUGUGGACACAACAUACAAAUUGCUUGUUUUACUCGAUCAAAUCCAGACUGCAGAGUGCCAUGCCAAGGGAUUCUUAAAUGUGGACACCAAUGUAAAGGAAUGUGUGGAAAAUGUUUCCAUGGCAACCUCCAUCAAGAAUGCACAGAGAAUUGUACUCAUGUUUUAAUUUGUGGACAUGCUUGUAGUAAAAAAUGCAAUAUUCCAUGCGGACCUUGCACCCAAAAAUGCGAAAAUAAAUGUUGUCAUUCUAAGUGUAAAAAAGAAUGUGGUGAUGUCUGUAACAUGUGCAUAGAACUAUGUCGUUGGCGUUGCAAAAGCGGUUGUCCAAACAAAUUUGAAUGCAAACAUAAGUGUGGUGAACCUUGUGACCGAUCAGCUUGUAAUCAUCCAUGUAAGAGAAAGCUUUUGUGCAAACAUCGCUGUGCUGGGUUUUACUGUGAACCUUGCUUUUGUCUGGAGUGCCAAGAUGACGACCCAAGAGAAAUCUUUUUUGGUGCUGAAGAUGAACCAGAUUCUAUAUUUUACCAACUUCCUGACUGCAAACACAUUUUUGAAAGUUUUGGUCUCGAUACAUACAUGGAACAAACAUCUGCUGAUGAUUCGAUUAGACGAAAAGAGUGUCCAAAGUGCAAAUCGCCUGUACUGAAUGCUCAAAGAUAUAACAAUGUCAUCAAGUCUGCCCAAAAAGAUAUUGAGGAAGUUAAGAAAAGGUUUUUGUCUAGUAAGGAUGCAUUACGAGAAAAGAAAAAGCUAAUUCGGUCAUUUAAAAAUAUUCCCAGACCAUGCCAGCAUAUAGUUAAAACCAGCAACACAGUCCAAGCCAUGGAUAGGGUUUUAAUGUUUCUCCAAAACCGGGAUACAUUUGUGGACAGUAUUAUGUCUAUAAUGAAUGAAAUAAACCAGGAAGGGGAGAAGUAUAUUGAUAUUGAUCAAGUGCAUCAUCUCAUGAAUGAACUCAUAAAUCUGGAUAAAUGGCUAACUCACAGAGAUACGUUUUCAGCGCAACAGGUGGAUGAAUGUCAAAUGGAAAUAACUCGAAUAAAACUUUGGUGGAAAAUCUGUCGUAUCAAAGGGCAUGUUAGCCAGAAGCACGACCAAGCAUCCCUUGAUGAUAAAGAUAAAAUAGAAUCCAUGGCUCUUGACAUGGGAAAAACUAAACUAUCACAAGAUGAGGCAGACAAAGUGUCCAAGUUCAUUGCAGAAGCCGAGCAGAAAUUCCAAAUGUGUGGGCUUUCUAAGGAUGAAAAAAUAAUGAUUGUCAAAGCAAUGGACUACUCCAAACAAGGACAUUGGUACAAGUGCAAAAAUGGUCACAUUUACACAAUAGGGAAUUGCGGCGGUGCCAUGGUGACUUCCAGUUGCCCUGAAUGCGGCGAGGUAAUUGGAGGUCAAAAUCAUCGCCUAGCUGACGGUAAUGACGUUGCUGGGGAAAUGGAUGGCGCCACAUACGGGGCCUGGUCAGAACAUGCAAAUAUGGAGAACUAUAAUUUUGACGCCAUUAUUUAAUUAAGGACGCUAAACUGGCUAUCGCGUAUCACUCUGCGAGAUGACUUCAUGCGAUUUCAACUAGGAUUUGGAAACCUUACUUUUUGAAUGUCCUGUCGGGUGUCUCGUCGAAGAUUUGCAAAUGUUGUUGUUAUUUAUGUUUACUUACUUGUCGUCUGUUUUGUUUGUGGGGUGGGUUUUUUUCUUCUCAUGCUAUGUAUUUAUUCAGAUUUGUGUUUUUAGUUAUCAAGACACAUAUAGAAUUCCGAUUAAUUGUUUUGUGUAUAUUGGUUUUGUUGUUAUAUUGUUAAAAACGUUUUCGCUUGUU